AUGCCUCGGGGGAAGAAGAGUAAGCGCCGGGCCCGAGAGAGACGCCGACAGGCCCAGCUGGAGGCUGGGAGAGUCCUGAGUGCCCAGACCUCUACAGAGGAGGGGGAUGAGUCCUCCUCCUCCUCUUCUUCUGAGGUGUCUUCCCUGGGCACCCCUGAGCCUGCGCUGUCCCAGGAACCUCAGGGAGCCACAGCGGCCAUUAGCUCUCCCCGCAAGGCAAGAAUCGCGUGGCCAUGCUUUGAUACCACUACCACCAGCACCGAGAGCCAAAGCGAGAGCCAAAGCGAGAGCCAAAGCGAGGAAAGUGCAGGUGCCUCCGGGGGAGGUGCCUCCCAGGCAGGUGGCUCCCAGGCAGGUGCCUCCGGGGCAGGUGCCUGCCAGGCAAAGUCGCGGUCUGAUGACACCCGCAGGAGUCCUCUAGACCAGAAGGCGAUGCUGCUGGCCCAGUUCAUGCUGCGCAAGUAUAACAUGAAGCAGCCCAUCACCAGGGAAGACAUGAUGAAGCAUGUCUUCAGGAAGCACAAGUCCUACUUCCAGGAGAUCCUCAAGAGAGCCUCAGAGCUGAUGGUGCUGGCCUUCGGCAUUGAUGUGAAGGAAGCCGACCCGGCCGGGCAGAGCUAUGUCCUGGUCAGCAAGUUGCACCACAGCGGGGAUAGCAGUCUGCAUGGGCAGAUCAUGCCCAAGAAGGGCCUCCUGAUGACCAUCCUCUGUGUGAUCUUCAUGAAGGGCAACUGCGCCACUGAGGAAGAGAUCUGGGAUGUCCUCAAUGCGAUGGGCAUACAUGCUGGAAAGGAGCACAACCUCCACGGGGAGCCCAUGAAGCUCAUCACAGAAGAUCUGGUGAAAGAAGGGUACCUGGAGUACCGCCAGGUGCCCCACAGUGAUCCCCCGAGCCACGAGUUCCUGUGGGGCCCACAAGCCUACGCUGAGACCAGCAAGAUGGAAGUGCUGGAGUUCUUAGCCAAGCUUCAUGAUACCCAGCCCAGCGCCUUCCCACACUGGUACGAAGAGGCCCUGCAGGAUGAGCUGGAGAGAACCCGCCAACGAUUCGCGGCUGUGAUUCGUGCUGCCUCCCCGGCCUGUGAUCUUUCCAGCACCCAUUUCAGCAACCCCCACAUGUAUUGA
Myotis brandtii (Brandt's bat) is the source of this 1125-nucleotide messenger RNA. Its product is annotated as melanoma-associated antigen B10. NCBI's taxonomy places the organism in Eukaryota, Metazoa, Chordata, Mammalia, Chiroptera, Vespertilionidae. The coding region runs from base 1 to 1125 and encodes 374 amino acids. The record is from RefSeq and is a predicted model, not a curated record. The transcript has a single exon. Gene Ontology annotation, biological process: negative regulation of transcription by RNA polymerase II. Gene Ontology annotation, cellular component: nucleus.